Varanus komodoensis (Komodo dragon) is the source of this 2324-nucleotide messenger RNA. RefSeq names its product histone H2A-IV. Gene Ontology annotation, molecular function: DNA binding; protein heterodimerization activity; structural constituent of chromatin. Gene Ontology annotation, cellular component: nucleosome. The transcript has a single exon. The record is from RefSeq and is a predicted model, not a curated record. Bases 15 to 404 code for a protein of 129 amino acids. NCBI's taxonomy places the organism in Eukaryota, Metazoa, Chordata, Lepidosauria, Squamata, Varanidae.
CUCCAAGCAGCGCAAUGUCCGGACGCGGCAAGCAGGGCGGCAAGGCGCGGGCCAAGGCGAAGACGCGCUCGUCGCGGGCCGGGCUGCAGUUCCCCGUGGGCCGCGUGCACCGCCUGCUGCGCAAGGGCAACUACGCGGAGCGCGUGGGCGCCGGCGCGCCCGUCUACCUGGCCGCCGUGCUCGAGUACCUGACGGCCGAGAUCCUGGAGCUGGCCGGCAACGCGGCGCGCGACAACAAGAAGACGCGCAUCAUCCCGCGCCACCUGCAGCUCGCCAUCCGCAACGACGAGGAGCUCAACAAGCUGCUGGGCAAGGUCACCAUCGCGCAGGGCGGCGUCCUGCCCAACAUCCAGGCCGUCCUGCUGCCCAAGAAGACCGAGAGCCACAAAGCCAAGGCCAAGUAAGCGCCUCCAGGUAUUUUGGAGAAGCGCCUCGCGACUUCAGAACCCAAAGGCUCUUUUAAGAGCCACCCACAAUUUCAGAAAAGAGCCGAUUCGGUCAUGCCCGUUCCCUGGAACUUUGAGAUCAACUAGUAUUUUGGCUUAUAAAGGCAUGUCUUAAGGCCUCCUGGAAAACGUGAAGCCCCACUUUGAGAUUUUUUUCUGUGUGCCUAUAUUAACAUCCAUUGACUCGCUAAAACGUGCACUUGUUAUUCCAGUUUCAAUUACAUGGUUUUCUGAGUGUAGACAGGGAGUAUCUACAGUAGGUUUCCAUAACAGAUGUUGGUGGCGUGGUGCUCUGUAUAUUUUAGAGGAAAAAGUCCUGGGACUUUUCCUGCCUAGCUAUGUACAGCAUUGCUACCACACGCCACAAAGCGGAAGCUAACUGGGCACAGAGAAGGCACGCUGGCAACCUGUGUUCCCGGGCAGUUCGAGCUCAGCGGGUUUCUAAAAAAACUUGAUUUCUUUGCAGCUCUCUUUUUUCCUUGGACUAAGUCUGGCUGAGAUCAAGCUUAAGUAGGUGUAAGAUUGAGGACUUGCCAUUAUGUCUUUCCGCUAAUUUUGCAAUGUAAAUUUGGUACGCGCUUCUCAGAGCUUUGCACAACGUCUACGAUACACAUAUGACUGACAAGAAGACACGGUGACCACAACGCAGCCCGCUCGCGCAACAAUUAAGCUGUCCCAAAGCACCGCUGCAACGCGGGCGUAAUGCAAUCUCGGCGUGUUUCGUUACAACCUUGUAGCGAAGCUCGGCGUUGCUACUCGAUUCAGCAGCGUAAUUCAUUGCUACACUGGAGUCGCACGAGUUGUUGAAUCUGGUGAGUGAAGGGGUAUGCGAUUCCCAGCACCCACCGCCGAAAUAGCUCAGUUGGGAGAGCGUUAGACUGAAGAUCUAAAGGUCCCUGGUUCGAUCCCGGGUUUCGGCAAGCUAUUUUAUCCUUCCACUAAAGAUGGCUUGGAAUUCUGUGUAUUUCUUUCCUGUUUUGACUGUUUCUUAUCCCUGCUAAAUAUGAGGAAAGAAACCUGUACCCUCCUCCGUAAAGGAAAACUGGUCUCUGCCCCCAAGGACUUCAUAAUCUAAAAUUCGGCCAGGGAAGUGGAGUAACAGAGAAAGAAAAUGUUAUUGUCUCAGUGAUAUAUGCUCAAGUGUGACAGCCCAGUCAGGCCUGGCCUGGAAUUUGAGUUACCCUGUUUGCUUCCCAUAAGUGUCAAUGCACAUCUGCUCUUGCACAUGUGUGUACAGUUUGCAAACUGAGGAAAACCUGUUAUGCAAGUGAUCUAGUUUACUCUUAAAGGUGUCCAAAAAAGAAUUAGAAAUAGACAGAGGACCUGGUCACAGUCAAUCAGGAAUCAUAACACCCUGCUCCAUGCUUCAUCCCAGCCUACCUAUCUGAGUUAGCCCUUGACAGAAUCUCGGUUUUCUAUUUGUGCGGAAUAAACACUCAGACUCAGGGGAAGAUCUACACAUCUAGACUUCUACGGCUUUAUUGGAUUGGUGCCCCGGUUCCUGCAGUAACUAAGGACAGCGUGACCCCGGGUAGAGUCUAAGCAACUCCACGUUCACAGCCCAUGUACAGCCGUUUUUAUAGCCUGCUAGUCACAUACACCAAUACAGCAUGUUAGGUUUCCAGACAGUGUUGGUACAAUAACAUCUCGAUGUCUUUAGGCAGGCAUAAUGUUCUAAGCAGAUCUGAAAUAUUGGUAAAUAUCUCUGAUUGCUUUAUUGACAUGUCAGUUAAGUAGAGUUUUUUGCAGUUUGGAUCAGCCUGUGUCUGUUUAAACGUGCAAAUGUGUCUGGCUGAGGAACCAUUGAGGAAAACUGGUUUGAUGCGGGUGCUUGCCUCCGUGGAACUACAUGAUUAAAAGGGUCCGUUCAGAAAGAAA